CUAUACACGGCGCAACCGCCAUCCAGCCCUCCUCUAUACUCUCCCCUCCCGAAACCAGAUCUCCCCUUACCGGCGCUCGCCGCGGCGACCCUGGACGGCACGUCAUCAAGCUGCCGCCCUGUAUAGAAGGGAAAUUGCUCAGCCCCUUCUCUUCCGUGCUCGUAUGUCUCCUUCUGGUAAUGGGUUUGAUUCAAGAUAGGAAACCCUAAUUUGAUUCAAGAUUGGAUCACUCGCCUCGCAAGAAGGACUGAUUUGAAUAUUUGUUGGAUUUUGUAACUGGCGAUUUAGUUUUCCAGUUAUGGCUGGAAGAGAUUUUAGUGAUAGUGAGGAUGAGGAUAGACGGAUGAAGAGAGAUAGAAGAGAAAGGGAUGGUGCUGAUAGGCAUAGAGAGCGGGAACAUGAACGUAGGAACAGAGAUAAGGAGCGGCGUUCACAUAGAUACUCAGAUGAUGAGGGUGACACAGGUUCUCGUAGAAAAAGGGAACGAGAAAGGGAUAGGAAUGAGGAUGAAAGGUCUCAUAGAAAAUCAGAACGACAUAGGGAUAGGGAAGAUGGUGACAGGCACAGGCAUAGAAGAAAGGAUGAUAAUGGUGAUAGAAGCUAUGGCCUAGAAAAGGAGAAGAAUGGAAGCAGAACAGAUGGUCGAAGUAUUAAGGAAAAAGAUGAAGAUGGCAAGGUAGAUGGAGUAAAAUCUCAGAGACAACCAGCAAAUCAGGAGGGUAGCUUAAAUGCUGAUGCAUCAAAUUUGGGUCGGAGUGGAGGGGUUUACAUUCCCCCAUUCAAACUGGCCCGCAUGAUGAAGGAGGUUCAAGAUAAAAGCAGUGCGGAGUAUCAAAGAUUGACAUGGGAUGCCCUUCGUAAAAGUAUUAAUGGACUAGUGAACAAAGUCAAUGCUACAAAUAUUAAAAAUAUUAUUCCUGAGCUGUUUGCUGAGAAUCUCAUUCGGGGAAGGGGACUCUUCUGCCGAUCUUGCAUGAAAUCGCAGAUGGCAUCUCCUGGUUUUACAGAUGUAUUUGCUGCACUGGUAGCAGUUGUGAACACCAAGUUUCCAGAGGUGGGUGAGCUGUUGCUGAGAAGGAUAGUUUUGCAGCUUAAGAGAGCAUAUAAACGAAAUGACAAGCCCCAAUUACUAGCUGCUGUGAAAUUUAUAGCACAUCUUGUGAACCAACAAGUGGCUCAUGAGAUUAUUGCUUUAGAACUGCUCACUGUUUUGCUUGAGAACCCUACUGAUGACAGUGUUGAAGUAGCUGUUGGUUUUGUUACCGAGUGUGGAUCAAUACUUCAGGAGCUUUCGCCAAAAGGCCUGCAUGGUAUUUUUGAGCGUUUUCGAGGAAUUCUUCAUGAGGGAGAAAUAGAUAAAAGGGUGCAAUUCUUGAUUGAAGGCCUAUUUGCUAUAAGAAAAGCAAAAUUUCAGGGGUACCCAGCUGUGCGUCCUGAAUUGGACCUAGUAGAGGCAGAAGAACAAUUCACUCAUGAAAUUUCUCUCCAAGAGGAGAUAGAUCCAGAGAUUGCCCUUGAUAUAUUCAAACCAGAUCCAAAUUUCCCCGAGAAUGAAAAGCGCUAUGAAGAACUAAAGAAAAACAUUCUUGGGGAGGAGUCUGAGGAUGAAGAAGGGUCUGGUUCAGGUUCAGAUGAUGAGGAUGGUGAUGAUGAGGAUGAAGAUGAGGAUGAUGAAGAGGAAGAACAGAAGAUGAGAAUAAAAGAUGAGACGGAGACAAAUCUGGUUAAUCUCCGAAGGACAAUCUACCUCACAAUCAUGUCCAGUGUAGAUUUUGAGGAGGCUGGCCAUAAGCUUCUCAAAAUUAAGCUUGAGCCAGGCCAAGAGAUGGAGUUGUGCAUCAUGCUCUUGGAGUGCUGCUCUCAAGAGAGGACUUACCUUCGCUACUACGGCCUGUUAGGCCAAAGGUUUUGUCUUAUUAACAAAGUACACCAAGAGAACUUUGAAAAAUGCUUUGUCCAGCAAUAUUCAAUGAUUCACAGGCUUGAAACAAACAAAUUACGCAAUGUGGCAAAAUUUUUUGCUCAUUUGCUUGGCACAGAUGCUCUGCCCUGGCAUGUUUUGGCUUACAUACGCCUAACUGAGGAGGACACAACUUCAUCUUCCCGUAUAUUUAUCAAGAUUCUGUUUCAGGAACUGUCAGAGCAUCUUGGUAUCCGGAAACUUAAUGAACGGCUCUCUGAUCCUACAAUGCAGGAGUCAUUUGAAUCAAUCUUCCCAAGAGACAACCCGAAGAAUACAAGGUUUGCCAUCAACUUUUUCACUUCCAUUGGUCUUGGUGGUAUUACAGAGAAUCUGCGUGAGUAUUUGAAGAACAUGCCUCGGCUCAUCAUGCAACAACAGAAAGCUGUAUCAGAAUCGGAGUCAGAUGAUUCACCUGAUUCAGAGUCUGAGUCUGAGUCAGAAUCAGAGCCUAGUUCAAAUUCUGAUUCAUCAGAAAGUGAAGAGAAGAGUAGAAAGAAGAAGAGGAGAGUCUGAGUCAGAAUCAGAGCCUAGUUCAGAUUUUGAUUCAAGGGAAAGUGAAGAAGAGUAGAAAGAAGAGGAGAUGAUACAUGCAUGCUGAAGACUGGGAUUGAACAGAGGCACUGAUAAAUUUGAACCAGGUGAUGAGAGAUCUUCACAGACCAAUGUUUUCGAAUGUUUGAUGUUGGUGAACAGUGCACGUUUGGUGUAAGAAAACAGGCUUGGUGUUUUUUGCUUUUACUCUUUUCUUUUUAUUUUUUAUCUUUUUUUGAAACAGAACCAAAUUCCAAGGGAGAAAUGGGGAAGCGGUAGCCUCUGGAAAUUGAACCCAAGACAGGAGGCUGGGGCUGAUCACUGGGUAAGUGGCACAUGGACACUUGAGCCGUUAGAUGGCCUGCAUUUUUUUAGCAUUUUCAAGCAGUAUUUUAGAAAUGCUAUAGUCAUAUGCUAUUCAAUGUUGCCCAUGUUGCUUGGAAUCUCCUAGUGUUCUGCAAAUUAACAAGCAAGAAAACGGAACGACAUUA
Messenger RNA from Rubroshorea leprosula, 2985 nucleotides. The record is from the annotation of a GenBank genome assembly. NCBI's taxonomy places the organism in Eukaryota, Viridiplantae, Streptophyta, Magnoliopsida, Malvales, Dipterocarpaceae.